Myotis daubentonii (Daubenton's bat) is the source of this 4333-nucleotide messenger RNA. RefSeq names its product solute carrier family 16 member 14 (gene SLC16A14). The record is from RefSeq and is a predicted model, not a curated record. NCBI's taxonomy places the organism in Eukaryota, Metazoa, Chordata, Mammalia, Chiroptera, Vespertilionidae. Gene Ontology annotation, molecular function: monocarboxylic acid transmembrane transporter activity. Gene Ontology annotation, biological process: transmembrane transport; monocarboxylic acid transport.
GGCACCCACAAAUCCAGGAUGAUAGGCGACACUGCAACAAAUCUCUUCGCCCAGCAGUUCAGGGGGCUCCGAGGGAAACCGCAAGUCCAGGGAUCCGGGCCGGGAGCCCAGUGAGGCCGCAGCCCUGCGCGCCCUGGGCGUAACUGCUGUUACAGUUCACUCAAAUGUCCUGCAGUGACAUGUGGCAAUGCAGGGACCGCAGACCCGGAUUGAGCCGAGAAAAUCUUGGAAAAUGUAUACAAGUCAUGAAGAUAUUGGGUAUGAUUUUGAAGAUGUCCCCAAAGACAAGAAGACACUUAAAUCCCACCCAAACAUUGAUGGCGGAUGGGCUUGGAUGAUGGUCCUUUCCUCUUUCUUCGUGCACAUCCUCAUCAUGGGUUCCCAGAUGGCCCUGGGGGUCCUCAAUGUGGAAUGGCUUGAAGAAUUCCAUCAGAGCCGCGGCCUGACCGCAUGGGUCAGCUCCCUCAGCAUGGGCAUCACCUUGAUUGUGGGACCUUUCAUCGGCUUGUUCAUUAACACCUGUGGCUGCCGUGGGACAGCGAUCAUUGGAGGACUCGUGAACUCACUGGGCUGGGUACUGAGUGCCUAUGCUGCCAACGUUCAUUAUCUCUUUAUUACCUUUGGAGUGACAGCUGGCUUUGGGAGCGGGAUGGCCUACCUGCCGGCCGUGGUCAUGGUGGGCAGAUACUUUCAGAAAAGGCGCGCCCUUGCCCAGGGCCUCAGCACCACGGGGACCGGCUUUGGCACCUUCCUCAUGACGGUCUUGCUGAAGUAUCUGUGCGCGGAGUAUGGGUGGCGGAACGCGAUGUUCAUCCAAGGCGCCGUCUCCUUAAACCUGUGUGUUUGCGGGGCGCUCAUGAGGCCCCUCUCUCCUGGGAAGGAGGGAAAGGACCCAGCAGGGAGAGAUCCGCAAGUCCCCCCUGCCCACUCCACGGAAUCGGUUAAGUCUAGUGGACAGCUGGGCACGGCAGGCGAAAAGGAGGACAGUCCCGGGCGCGAGGAGACCGUGGGUGACCUUGCAGACCAGGCGUGCCCCGAGGAGGUCGGGCACAGGAAGAACAUGUACGCCUUUCGGAUGCUGAAGAUGGUGAGCCAGCUGACCCUCAGGGUCAGGAAGGGCUUCCAGGAAUGGUACUCCGGCUAUUUUGGAGCAGCCUCACUCUUUACUAAUAGGGUGUUUGUAGCCUUUAUUUUCUGGGCUCUGUUUGCAUACAGCAGUUUUGUCAUCCCUUUCAUUCACCUCCCAGAAAUAGUCAAUUUGUAUAAUUUAUCAGAGCAAAACGACGUUUUCCCUCUGACGUCAAUUAUAGCAAUAGUUCAUAUCUUUGGAAAAGUGAUCCUGGGCAUCGUGGCGGACUUGCCCUGCAUCAGCGUCUGGAAUGUCUUCCUGAUGGCCAACUUCACCCUUGUGCUCAGUAUUUUCCUUCUGCCACUGAUGCACACAUAUGCCAGCCUGGCGGUCAUCUGCGCUCUGAUAGGCUUUUCCAGCGGUUACUUCUCCCUGAUGCCCGUAGUGACUGAAGACUUGGUGGGGAUUGAGCACCUGGCCAAUGCCUAUGGCAUCAUCAUCUGUGCUAAUGGCAUCUCUGCAUUGCUGGGACCACCGUUUGCAGGGUGGAUCUACGACAUCACACAAAAAUAUGAUUUUUCCUUCUAUAUAUGUGGUUUACUUUACCUGGUAGGAAUCCUCUUUUUACUCAUUCAACCAUGUAUUCAGAUUAUAGAACAAUCCAGAAAGAAAUGCAUGGGUGGCACACAGGUGUAGUGUUACGUGAUGUUUCAUGUGAGAUUUCCUUGUGGUUCUCACACCUACCUCGCCUGGUCGCUGUGAGGAGCCAAUGACAUAUCGUGGGAAAAUGCUUUUGUACGGUCACUGGCACUGUCAUUUGUAAAUGCCAUCAUCAUUGCUUCAUGUAAGAGCAGCACUGCCUUCUUCCACUUGGGGAGAAGUGAUGAAUGGUAUUAAGGACUUCACGCGUUGUAGGGGUGACAAUGUCCUUCCAAGACAGCCUAUUAGUAAUUGGUAGAAAUGCCCUCAUAAAAACCGUUUUCUUUCGCCAUCCACUGGGACUAGGGUUUUAGAUACAGCUUUUUAAAACAGAGACAAGGAAUAAAAGCUUUUCAGCCCAACUACUGGCAGACCUCAUUAUAUUGCGCUUCACUUUAUUGCUUUUCACAGAUAAUUGUGUUUUUUACAAAUCGAAGGCAAGACCCUCCACCAGCAAAAGGGUUGCAACUUGCUUUAUUGUGACUCUCACUUUGCUGCAGUGGUCUGUAACCAAACCCGCAAUAUCUCUGAGGUCUGCCUGCACUGUGUAAAGUGACAAUAAAAUAUCUAAAUGCUUCUGGGAAGCUCACAGAUAAAUGGGUUUUAAGCACAAGAAUAUGACUAGGUUUCAGAAAUUCAUUGUUACAGGAAGCCAUUGAUCUCUCACUGUAAAAUAAAUGCAGGCUGUAAUUUCAAAGGUAAUACGUAUAGUACAAUUAAAGAAAAAAUGUCUAUUUUUGUGAAAGAAUUCUGCAGCUCGGGAGUACAAUUUCUCAAUCUUCCUCCAAGAAAAGCAUUUGCCAUCAGUCCUAAUCCAGUAAGAUCCAGUUAUACACGGAAUCUUAAGACAAAACCUAAGUAACCAUUUCCUUAGUGAAAGUUGUAUUUGUACUCACAACUUCUGAAUCAAGGGCUAUGAUUCAAGCACUUUAGUUCAUAUCAUCCUCCUCUUUGUUUAUGAGCACUAUUUGGGGCCUAUAAAAAAAUUUUCUGAGUUCCCAUGCUCGGUAAAUAAAAUAGAGAACUAAUUGCGGGUUGAUAUGAAGUUGGUGGUUAAAUCAUUUGUAAAAUGUGUUACAAAUCCAGAAUAUAAGACUGAGGUUGUAAGGGUAAUAAACGGAACCGCCUUGGUGUGGGUGUCUGUGCACCUGACCUUGGAGUAGUGGUAGCAAACAGCUCCUCUCCAGUGGCUGAGCUAUACACAGUUUAAAAACAGUCUCCUGAACUAUUUCCUACAGAAGAUAACUGUAAUCCAUGACAUCAAAUUCUCUUCUUUUAUCUGAGAGCUCUAUUUUUCUAAGCCAAAGAUUUUUCAGAUUGCAGAAUGUUCUUCCCAGAAUCAUUUUGAAAUUUCUGGCUGCCUUACUUGUUUACACAUAUUUUAGAACUGUUUAAAUUUCUACUCACAAUUUGCUCAUCACACACAAAAAUCCUCUAACAUCAUUGCCCAGUGUCUUGGGUCAAAUUUAUCUAGAGUAAGUACAGACCAUUCUCAGUUAUCCUUGGUAAUUAGAGGCAGGAAUGAUACUAGUAAUUAGAAACACAGAAUGCUACCCCCUGCCUAAUUUGGCUAGCGGUUUCAGUGUCUUACUCUAUGAAACACUUCAGAGCUGUUGACAUGUAAUUGCAUAGAGAUAAGUUUCUUCUUUGUUUCAUCUUCAGUAUUUUCUGCCCUGAUGACUAGUGGGAGGGGUUGCACAGUGAGAGGGGCCCCGAAAAUAACAGUAAUAAUAAAAGGCAGCUAAUGAAAAGGAGAAACAAGAGCAUGGCUAGUAUACACACUCAAUGUUACCUCCAAUGAUUCGAGAAUUGCCUGUAAAUUAGUUUAGUUAAUAAAUGGCAUGGCACACUCCAUUUUGUUCAACACAAUGACCUAUUUAGUACCAUUACAGCUUUGGCUGCUGUUAACGAACUCAGCUCUCUAUUUUGAUAAAUGUAGUAUGAAGUGCUGAGGCAAUGCUCUCUCUCUCUCUCUCUCUCUCUCUCUCUCUCUCUCUCUCUCUCUCUCUCUUUCUUUAAAUCUAUAUAUGACAAAAUUAGGAUGGUUAGAUGGAAAAACGUGUUUUAAAACUGAACACAGAACUUCAUUACUUUCAUGUUCUGACAACACAAAAUUAACAAGAGGCAGUGUUCAAGAUUUUGAAUGGUGCUCUAGCCAAUCCAUUUUGAUGCUCACACUGCUGGUUAUGCAAUCAUAAAUAUCAACUUUUAUCCAAUGACCCGGCUUCAGUAUCAUGUCUAAGUUAAACCUGCUCACCUUUAGUUUGUACCGUUGUUUGUUGACUGACUGUUUUUACGGAAGUGGUGGUUUCUACCACACAGAAGUUCUCAUUUUACAAAAAUAGGGUAAAAUCUGCCUGCAAUAUUCAUGUUGAUAACAGAAUAAUAGAGAAUGCUAUAAAGAAUUAUAGCACAUGUAUUAUUUCCUGUUUAAAAUGUUAUUAUUUACAGUUCUUUGAAGAUAUUAUAAAAGGUUAAUUAUGUAUUUGUGCUUCGUAGUUUUCCCCUCAUGUAUCCAAGUAAUUUUAAUUUAUGUACAACUAAAUAAAUGUUGUACUGUUUAAA